Oryza brachyantha (malo sina) is the source of this 1987-nucleotide messenger RNA. RefSeq names its product probable E3 ubiquitin-protein ligase LUL4. Gene Ontology annotation, biological process: protein ubiquitination. The coding region runs from base 427 to 1428 and encodes 333 amino acids. The transcript has 4 exons. The record is from RefSeq and is a predicted model, not a curated record. Lineage: Eukaryota; Viridiplantae; Streptophyta; Magnoliopsida; Poales; Poaceae. Gene Ontology annotation, molecular function: ubiquitin protein ligase activity.
CCACACCAAAAGCUCCGUCCAUCAUCUCUCCCCUCCCCGUCCACGCACAGUUCGCGCCACCGCCACCGUCACCCACCACCUCACCUCACCUCACCUGCCGCGCGCCAUCCAUCGUCGCCAUCCCGGAGAUCGAGAAGGAGACGUCCCCCUCCCCCUCCCCCGACACACGUGAACACGAGAGAGAGAGAGAGAGAGAGAGAGAGAGAGAGAGAGAGAGCGCCGCCGUGCGCGCAACGGCGCAAGUCAAUCCCCCCUCCCCAUCCCGUGUGGCCGAGUCCUCGCGCGUCCGUCAACACCACCGCGAGCGCGCACCCACCGCGACGCGGCUAAGCAACCUCUGCUUCCCUCCCAUCGGCGCCUCCCCCCUCCUCCUCCUUCUCCUCGUCGUCGUCCCCGGCGCGGGCGAAUCCACCGCGCGGACCAGCCAUGGGUGGCUCCUCCUCCAGCACCCGCCGCCGCCGCGACGACUACUACACUGCCCGGCCUCCCCCUCCCCCUCCACCGCCGCCGCACCACUACUACUCCUACCCGCCGCCGCCUCCCCCACCGCCGCACCACCACCCGCACCCGCACCCGCACCGGCCCCCGCCGCCGCCGCCGCCGCACGCCUACCACGGCCCGUGGCACCCGGCGCCCCACCCGCCGCGCCCGGAGCAACCCGCGCUGACGGGGCCGCCGCCCGAGUUCGUGGAGCACCAGCAGGCUAAGAAGGUGAAGAACGAUGUCAACCUGCACAAGGACACCAUCAGGCUCGUGCCCGAUGUCGCGGACCCCGACCGACGCCUCGUCGCCUUCACCUUCGACGCCGUGACCGACGGCAGUGUAACUAUUUAUUACUUUGGCACAGAAGGAAAAAACUGUACUUAUUCUUCGGUAUAUCCAGAAUUACAAGCACCUACAAAGAUACGUUUCCAGAAAGGAUUGGCUCAAAAGUUUGUCCAGCCCUCUGGAUCUGGUGUUGAUUUGGGAUUCUUUUCUCUGGAUGAGCUUUCAAAUCCUUCAGGGGAAGUAUUCCCGCUGGUAAUUUAUGCAGAAGCUCUUCCAUCUCCAGAGGAAGGUCAUCAAGCAAUAAAUUCCACUAGAGCACAAAUUACUCUUGCUGUUAUAGAGAAGCAUAACAGUGACUUUCAAGUUAAAGUUGUCAAGCAAAUAUUGUGGAGUGAUGGAGAGAAGUAUGAGCUACAAGAAAUUUAUGGGAUUGUCAACUCAACUGAAGCUGAUGUUCCUGACGCUGAUGAUGGUGAUAUGGGGAAAGAAUGUGUCAUCUGCUUGACGGAGCCAAGGGACACAGCUGUUUUCCCUUGUAGGCAUUUGUGCAUGUGCAGUGAAUGUGCAAAAACCUUGAGGUUUCAGACAGAUAAAUGCCCCAUAUGCAGACAGCCUGUUGAGAAACUAAUGGAGAUCAAAGUUAGAAGUACUGAGCCAUAAAGACACCUUUGCUGUAUGCUGUCCAUGUUGAGGAUCCUUAAAUAAUGAGCUGGCAUGGUGUAUGAGAAGCUUCAAUCAGGUCCUGCUGCCUCUUUCGUUUCUAGCAGACUGACAGAGGUGCCUUUGGAAAUUUUGCCAAGCUUUUCCGGUGUACAAAGCAUGUAAACUGGACGUUCAUGUCCAUAAACCACAAUGUACAGUGCUCUAAGAUAUGACUCUGAUUUUGGGGAUGCAAAUGUAUAAGAAUAUCUGUGUGUUCGCCAUCCUCGAUACGCUCUUCCGCUAUGUUGUGGCCUACCGUCGUACAUCACACACCUGUGCAGUUCACCUUUUCUUACAUUCAAUUCGAAAAGGUCCCAUGAGUAAAUUACUUGGAUCUUGUAUGGGCACUACUUCUGUAAUUAUAGCAACAAUAACAUCACCUAUAUCUGCAGCAUACUUCUAAUUAGUAGCCGCUCUUAUAGCUCGAAUACAUAUUAAUUUCCGAUAUUUCAUUCCAUAGAUAUUAUAUAUAUUUGUGGUGGGGGUAUGGAAAAAGGGAAACAUAUAUUGGCAAACU